GAGCAGGAUCAGCAGCCGCACGUAAACAAGGUGAGCGAUCAGGUGGGCGGCGCGGCACUGGCAGGCUGGCACUGGCAGCUGGCGGUGACUUGGCAGAGUAAGAGGCAAUGGAGGACUACGAGCAGAAGAUAAACUCUGGAAACGUCUUCCUUCAGAGCCAGGCGGUCACAAAGAUCUACGACACCUUGUUGGAGAAACACAAAGAUGAGACAGUGCUGUAUGAUACAGAGGAGGUCAAGACACUAUGGAAGACGGCCAACACUGGAGGACCGACAGAGGCAGCGCUGGCCCUGGAAGCCUUGAUGUCUCUUGUACGGAUCAAUCGCCUUCCAGCUCCGGCCACACUCCAGAACUUCCUGGCUGACGUCACCAGCGCCAAGUGUCCGAGCACUCUACUGCAGGGCGUCACGGAGGUGGUGCUGCUCCUGUCCACCAUGGAGGGCAACGACAACAAGUGCCCCUUCACCGGCCCACCCACCGGCCCCACCCACCCCUUCGUCACCCUCCUCACUAAGCGGGCAGACCUGGCGCCGGCCUUGCUGGAGGAGGCCGCCCAUCUCCUGAGGCAUCCUGAUCAGAGGGUGCGGGAAGGGAGUGCCAGUCAGCUGCGGCCACUGCUGCUGCACACGUUCUGCCUAACGGAGGCCACACUGUGGAUUGCCAGGCCGCUGCUCACCCUCCUCACCUCAGCCCAGACGCACCACAGCCUUGUCCCUCUUCUCUGCCGAGUCGCCACGCUCAUCAGGGAUACAAGCCGGGACCAUGUGGAGCGCAAGGUGAUGGUGCUGACGUCCCUGGCAGAGCUGGCCCUGAGGGAGAACCUGACCCGCCUACAGUCUGCCGUGCUGCCCUGCCUCCUCAUGGCUCUCCCUCUUGCCCUGAAACAUGGCUUGGGCACCAGGACACUUGAGAGGAACCUGAGACUGCUGGGAUCCCGGCUUGGGCGUGGCUGUGAUGUGACGGUCUGUGCGCUGGCUGAGGUGCUGCCCUCCACCUCAGGCCGCCUGCAGAUCAGCCUCCUUCAGCUUGGCGCCACACUUCUCUCACACAAGGAUGGGAACCCACUGAUUGGCGCCCGGCUGCUGCCCUCACUGCUGCAGGUGUUGUCCGCCCCCUGUACCGCCGUGCCAGGCCUUACCACAGCUGCUGCGGCACUCAUCUCCCUUGUCCAGGCCACCCCAGCACAAGCCUCGGGCAACACACAGCUUGCCGGCAAUGAACACUGGGAGAUGCUCUGCUGCAUACACCCAAGUCUGGUCUCCUUCCUGCCGGCCCUGGAGUUCUCGGACCGCCUGGUGAAGGACCCACAGCUCGCCUCGGACUGGCUCACCAAGCUGGCCUCCUCCGUCAACCAGAUCUCCAGCUUCUACUACACCAUUGUGACAUCCGUGUUCCUCUACCAGAGCUCCACACCACAGUCUGUCCAGCAGGCCACCAAGGUGCUGGAGAAGGAGGUGAUGAAGCAGAAGUGUCUGGGCCUGGAGGUGUUCUCAAUGGUGCUGUACCGUCUAGGCCGUGAGCCAGACCCCACCACACGCCUCACCAUCCUGUACACUCUCCCCUCCCUGGCUGUCAAUAAGCUGUGUGUGGGGCAGGUGCUGAAGACCCUCCUGGCACUGUGGUCGUCCAGCAGCCUCCGUCCCCUAGUGCUGCGUCUGGUGCAUGACCUGUGGAGGGUGGAACCGCGCACAUACUCCUACCUCUCCCGCCUCCUUCAAGAUAAGUCCAUCGAGACCACUGAGCUGCAGAUCGCCCGUGCCUUUGUUGUGACCAGUGUGUGCAAAGCUAAACCAAACCAGCAUGGGGAGGAGCUGCUUCCACAGCUGUCUGGGUUUCUGAAUGAGUGCCAGGGGGAGCAGGGCACAGCACAGACCCUCAUCGCCCUGGACGGCAUUCAUCACCUGUGUGCCAGCCAGGUGAUCGAUCUCCGUACCACCUGGCGAGUUAUUGCCCCCAAGUUGGUGCGGGACAAGCGGCCAGGCAUCACGGAGAAGCUGUGUGGCCUCCUUGGCCUCAUCCCGGCCCUCAAGGUGGAGAGUCCUGAGUAUCAGAAGUUUACGUCAGACUGCAUCACCAUCCUCUGGAACUGGGUGGCAUCUCACAGGACACUGUCGGUGGUGAAGGCCGCCUAUGAAGCCCUGGAGAAGUUCCCUUACGACAGCUACACCCUCAAGAUGCUGCCCCAGUAUGCCCGGGAGGGACACCAGCUGCCGGCCAGCAAGGCAGCUACUCCCUUUGAGGCGGCUCGGAAGCCUGAGGACGUGCUGGAGUACGUUCCCGGUCUUGGCUGGAUCAAGCUGAUAACAGGCUGUCCAGAGUCUCACCUUGAGUAUGUGGAGAGUUUCACCAAGAGUCUGGUAGCUCGGGAGGUAGCUGCCCUGCCCAAGGGGAUCUACCUCACUGCCGUCCAGGAGGCCAAGCGCAAGGGUGUCAAAUCUGCCACUGGUCAGCCUGAGCCUCCCUCAUACAGUUUCUUCAAAGACAACUCAACUCUGAAGGCUCUGGUGAGUUUUCUCAUUGACUGUCCUCUUCUGAUGGAGAGAUGUAAUGAUCCCCGGAGAAAGGAAAGACUCUUGAGGAGCUGUGUCAUCAUCAUGGAGGCGCUGGGCCAGUCCCUGCCUCGACCCUACCCAGUUGUUAACUGGAGCUUCUUGGAGAAGGUGCUGAGCUCAGCCUAUGCACUGGCAAACUAUGAGUGGACAAAGCGCAUCCGUCACAGCAUCUUUCAGAUCACAAGUCGACAGUGCAACAAGUCUGGGUCUGCCAGUGCCAUAAUCAGCCAGUGGCUCAUGCCCGGGUCGGGCAGUGGCCUGACCAAGGAGGACGAGCUGGUGGUGUUUGGCCUGCUGGAGCACAUAGGGCGUGGCCUUCCCCCUACUGUUCUGCAGCCCUUCUUGGCACAUGUGUUCAAGCAGCACCAGGGUGAUGCAGCCCACAUGAAGGCCCUGCUGCAGGUGCUGCGGCCAAACCUCACUGCUGACUUUAUCUUUGACACAAACAGGAACGUGUUGAGCAAUGCAGUGGAGGGUCUCAACGAGCACAUGGAUCCCACGGAUGAGGACCUGUAUUCUGCCUACAAGGCUUGUGUGGCUGACUUGCCCCAAAAGCACAUUGAACGCCUCACUUCUCCCUCACUGUGGUGGGAGGUGACGGAUGAGAGGCUGUACCGCGCCGCCGUGUUGCGCUGCCAUGUGGCCGAGCGGGACACUGAGGAGCUGGCACUGCCUUGGCUCAAUGAUCUGGUGGACUCGGCUGCCACCCUGCCCGGCGACCGCUCCCACCUGCUGCGGGUCAUGUCCACCACACUGGUGACACGCUGCCAGGUAAAGGAGGCCACCACCUGGUUCCUGCAGCUGCUGGGCCGUCUGCAGGAGCACAUGAAGAAGCGACGUGGAGAUGACCUGGUGGCAGCCCAUGAACAGAGGCAGCUGGUGACCUUUUACCUGGACCUGUUGGUGAUGAGCCUGGUGGUGUGGUCUGGUUUGUGGGCAACCAACAGCAUGGAGGUGCUGGCUGACAACCCUCCACUCAGGGACCGCCUACUCCUGCCCUCCCUGGUGACCCUCUCUGGUCAGCCGGAGUGGAAGAAAACCCUCACCCAGCUGCUGAGUUGGCUGGUGUCCUGCUACUCCCUGCUCUCCCAGCACUCUACCAUCCACUACCACCUGUCCUCUCCCAUCCUGCUGCUGGCCACCCUCAACCCCACCCUCACACAGAUUAUGUGGAACAAAAUCAUUGCUCUCCUUGUCUGAACCUGAGGUCCAUAUUGAUACAAGCCCUGCUGUUAUUAAAGGUCAUUGCAGUGCCUUGGUUAAUGAUAAGUCAGUCUUUACUCUACUUUCUUUUCUAAUACUCCAUUAUUAAAUCCAACCUUGCACAUGAAGUCAUUUUUUCUUACUUUUAUUUUGACAGCUUCAUUGAAUCAUUGUACACGCUUGCUGUGAAAACCAUACACAUCACUAUGCCAUGACUUACUCUAAAAGAAGAUUAGAUAAAUUUAUGGAUGGGGAUGAUAGAUGGAAUUUAAUAGCUUUGCUCAUACAGGGACUGUCACUUCCAGCUUUCUUCUAUUUCUUAUGUCUUCAGCACCAUCACCAUCACCAUUGAUUGCUAAAGUCAUGAAAAAAACAGCUACUGGACUCAACAGGAAGCAGAUGAACAGGGCAAAUAUGACCCAAUCAAACAGAUAACCUUUUUACUGAUAUCACCACCCAUUAAUCCUCCUCCCUUGGCCCUCCUUCCAUACCCAGACCUUCGCAACCACCCAGAGAGCUUCCCUAGUGUAGUCUCUGGAUGUGGCCAGUGACUUUCUGUGAUGUAGACUCCAAGUACUCUGGUCUCUGUGGCCAGGAAUGGGGUAGCCUCAUUGAUUUAAGACACAACUAGCCAAACUGGUCUUCAGGUAAUUUUUAAGCCUCAUCAUGUUUUCUUGUAUUGUUGCAGAAGUGCACAAAAAACUUAUGACAACAUGUUAGAAAAUAGAAAUAUGGCAGUAA
This is a messenger RNA of Portunus trituberculatus (swimming crab), 4496 nucleotides long. Its product is annotated as focadhesin-like. Gene Ontology annotation, biological process: regulation of post-transcriptional gene silencing. NCBI's taxonomy places the organism in Eukaryota, Metazoa, Arthropoda, Malacostraca, Decapoda, Portunidae. The coding region runs from base 108 to 3752 and encodes 1214 amino acids. The transcript has 14 exons. The record is from RefSeq and is a predicted model, not a curated record.